This is a messenger RNA of Corvus hawaiiensis (hawaiian crow), 3645 nucleotides long. It is a transcript of the gene GABRP, whose product is annotated as gamma-aminobutyric acid type A receptor subunit pi. The transcript is spliced from 10 exons. The record is from RefSeq and is a predicted model, not a curated record. Bases 594 to 1931 code for a protein of 445 amino acids. Gene Ontology annotation, molecular function: GABA-A receptor activity; extracellular ligand-gated monoatomic ion channel activity; neurotransmitter receptor activity. Gene Ontology annotation, cellular component: membrane; synapse; GABA-A receptor complex. NCBI's taxonomy places the organism in Eukaryota, Metazoa, Chordata, Aves, Passeriformes, Corvidae. Gene Ontology annotation, biological process: signal transduction; regulation of membrane potential; nervous system process.
CCUCCUUCUAGCCUGUCUUUCAGGCAUUUAUUUUGGAAAAUCUAGAAAGAUAAGUUAUGCGAUGGUCUGGCUUGGCAGUCACCUUAAAGGCUGAAGGGGGACAGUACUGCUGCUGUGAUGGCAUUUCGCUCCAGGUCGCUGCUGGUGCCGAGCCUCCACCUUGCCCUGCCUACGCUCCUUUCUGCAGGUAGUCUUUGGCAAGAGCCCCACCCUCACCUCUCCUUGGAGCACGAGUGGGAGUUGCUGUUGUUUGAAGCUGCCAGGAGCCCAAUGCACAACUACAGAAAAUAAAUGUGCUAUGAACUGAUUGAUUUAUCUGCAUUUUCUAGCCCGGCAAUUAAUUCUGCUUUUGGGAGGCAGAACCAAAGCAGCAAGCAGGCUGUGAAGCUGGAUCGGGGCUGAUAAUGCGUUCCUCCCUCCAUGGCCCUGUGGUAGCACGCAGAGCAGCUUGUUAAGGAAUCAUCUCCCCCGGGAUCUGCCGGCCCCAGCGAGGAUCAGCCCCGGCUGCACCGCGGCAGAGCCGAGCCCGGCGGCGCCUGGACAGAGCGGGGACCCCGAGACAAGCAGAGCAAAUACAGAAACAAUCUCCAGAGAUGUUCUGCAGAUAUUUUUCCUUCUUUUGUCUGUGUCUUUUCCUUCCAACCCAAAGGAGGUGCUCCCUGGGCCAUGGAUCCCUCUUGCACGGCAGGGACACAGCAUCGCUCCCCGGAUUUGAGAACCUCACCACGGGGUACAACAAAUACCUCCGGCCCUACUUUGGUGGAGAACCUGUACAGAUUGCAGUGAGUCUGGACAUCGCAAGUAUUUCUAGUAUAUCUGAGAGUGACAUGGAUUACACAGCCACCAUCUCCCUGCGGCAGCGCUGGACAGACCCACGGCUGGUCUUCCAUGGCAACGAGAGCUUCACGCUGGACGCUCGCCUGGUGGAAUUGCUCUGGGUGCCCGACACCUACAUCGUGGAAUCCAAAAGGUCCUUCCUGCACGACGUCACCGUGGGCAACCGCCUCAUCAGGCUGUUCUCUAAUGGCACUGUCCUGUAUGCCUUAAGAAUCACUACUACUGUUGCCUGUAACAUGGACCUGUCAAAAUACCCUAUGGACACACAAACAUGCCGACUGCAGCUAGAAAGCUGGGGCUACAAUGAAAAUGAUGUCACCUUCACCUGGCUGAGAGGAAAUGACUCCGUCCACGGCAUCGAGAAGCUGCGGCUCUCUCAGUACACGGUGGAACACUACCACACCCUGGUCUCGAAGUCACAGCAGGAGACAGGCAGUUACCCACGACUGAUAUUACAGUUUGAACUGAGAAGAAAUGUCCUUUACUUCAUUCUGGAGACCUACAUACCUUCCACUCUGCUUGUCAUGUUGUCCUGGGUUUCUUUUUGGAUCACACUGGACUCAGUGCCUGCAAGAACCUGCAUUGGAGUUACAACAGUGCUUUCUAUGACAACUCUGAUGAUCGGCUCACGAAGUUCACUUUCGAAAACCAACUGUUUCAUUAAGGCCAUUGAUGUUUAUCUUGGCAUCUGCUUCAGCUUCAUCUUUGGUGCCCUUGUGGAAUAUGCAGUGGCUCACUACAGCUCAUCACAGAAGUGUGCAGCUAAAGUACCAGAAGAGGGGCCUGCAAAUGAAUUAACUGAAGAAAUGGAAGAAGUUAACAUCACCAACAUCCUCAACAAUUCCAUCACCAGCUAUAAACAGAAAAUCAGCUUCGCAAGCAUUGAGAUUUCCAGCGAUAAUGUUAACUGCAGUGACUUGACCAUGAAAAGUCAUGAGAAAAUCAAAUGUGUCUUGAGAAACAAAAUGCACAGGAUUAUUGGUUAUUUCACAAUUCAGAACCCUGGCAAUGUGGACCACUACUCAAAAUUGCUUUUCCCUUUGUUUUUCAUGCUGGUCAAUGUGUUUUAUUGGGCUUAUUAUCUGUACUUUUAGUAGAAAUUAAUUGCUUCAUUCUACUUCAGCAGGAGAGGAAUUGUGCCAGUGGGCAUCCAGGUACCUAACCUCAGUGGAUUCAGUGUGGACAAAAAACUUCCUUGUGUUUCCUGAGGUACCCAGCAGAAGAGUGUGUGAGGUGUGCAUGCAAGUCCUUGGUGUGUCAGCAUCAGUAGCACUGACUCUGACAGCAGCCUGUUCAGCUGAGUGGCUGUGCUGGGCUCUUCUGCUCAUAGCUGCAUUUCAUUCCACACCUCACCUGGCUGGAGAAGGGUGUGCAGGACUGAACAUGGCAGCUACAGAGCACUACAGGCAGCAAAAUUAUUUUGGUAGCUUGGAGCAGGUUGGAACCUUCGAGUUUAGAUGUCCCAGAGGACGUAUAGGAUCAUAGCUGUUAUUCUUUGUUUGCCAGAGAUAACAAAGGGACUGUGAUUACUGCCUCAAUAGCUGCUCUGUUGCAGUGAGAGAGCCCUGAGGCAGCAGCAGGAGCGCAGUGCAGCGCAGCACAGAGGGAUGCUCCUGUGCAUGGUGCUGCUUUGUCCCAGGUGAUGCAGUGCCAGGCCGGUGAUUCAGUACUGCACAGUGGUGCCCCAUUGCUUUUAACAUCUGUCACUCCUUGAGGUAAUCCUCACUUGCUGAAGUUCUCCAUCCCUGAGACAGAUGGAGGGCUUGUUGUUGGUAGAGCUGCAUUUUUUCAGAGAUUUGGGAACGUGAAAUAGAGGCAGCAAAAUCGUUUUGUAACCCAUCUCUUACACUCUUCCUGCUGUGCUGCAGUUGAACAGAUUCUACCACUUUCCAUGUCUUCCUCACAAAUUAUUUUUUGUCCUGGAGCAUGUUUCCUUCAGCUUUCACUGCUACAAGCAGCGCUCACUUCUUGCACAACUGGCCCAUUUGUCAUCCCCUCUUUUAUGUGGCUGUGCAGCUGUGGCAAGUCAGCAGUGCUGCUGGGUGAAAAACGUGUGGGUUGGGGUAGGCUAGUCUAAAUCAGCCUUUCACUCUCUAUUUAAGGCUGUAACACUGUUACUUUUUUUAAAAAAUUAGUAUUCUAAGUGGUCUCUGGAAACUGCCCAAAGUCAGCUUUGUUUAUCCUGCAGUUAGCAGGAGCCAGAGUUUUCUUUUAAAGAUAAAUUAAAUGUGGCACAGUUACAUUAAAGAACCAAAUGCCAUUUGGUACUGUGUAGCUCAAGGGAUACUGGGAGUCUUUAUUUCCUGAUUGUAAAAUAAAUGGUUUAUGGCAGGUUCCCCUACCCCACCACCCUUUUUUUGCCUAUGCUACUUUCAUGAGAGGGGGCAGUCCUGCAGUUAUGUGGGCAGAACUGGAAUUGCCUGCUGUGGCUCCAUUCAGCUGAGUUCUGGCUGAGUGAGGCCUCUCAGUCUGUAGCUUAUGUUACAGUCUCAGCACGCAGUGUUUGCUUAGCUUAAGAAUCUCUUCUUGGGGUUCCUAUAGAAGGUGAGCAGAGCACAUGAAACUAUAGAUUUUUUACUUUAAUAACUUUUUAUUGAACCACUUCACCAUGCUAUACUGUGAGGGAUCUAACCCACGUAUUCAUAAAUCAUACCUUUUACAAAGAGCAGCACAAGAAGACAAAGGGGAACAGACUGACAAUGGCAAGUGGAUAAACACAAACUCCAAUAAUGAAGUGUUGGCUUGUAUAUACUGGCAUUUAAAGUCCAUUCCAUAAAAAUGUAAUAAAGUGAAUGUUUGUGAUAUGAA